AUGGCAUCUCCAGAACUACUCCUGAAACAAGGCCUACGCAUUGCUGUGGAAGGCUGUGGCCAUGGAAUACUGAACGACAUAUAUGCUUCUGUGGCAAAGGCUUGCAAACUCAAAGGAUGGCCAGGUGUUGAUGUCUUGAUUAUUGGCGGAGACUUUCAGGCUGUCCGCAAUGCUUCCGACCUGAAGGCUGUGUCAAUGCCUGCCAAAUAUUAUGCGAUGCACGAUUUCCACGAGUACUAUUCGUGCGCACGAAAGGCCCCGUACUUGACCAUAUUCAUUGGAGGAAACCACGAAGCCAGCAAUUACCUGUGGGAGCUCUACUAUGGAGGAUGGGCUGCGCCAAAUAUCUACUACAUGGGCGCUGCCAAUGUCGUUCGACUUGGGCCCUUACGGAUCGCAGGAUUGUCGGGUAUUUGGAAGGGAUACAAUUACAAGAAACCCCACUACGAGCGCCUGCCGUACAACAGCGACGAUAUCCGAAGCAUAUAUCACGUUAGGGAGCUUGAUGUGCGCAAAUUGCUGCAGAUACGAUCACAGGUUGACAUUGGCUUGAGCCAUGAUUGGCCGCGUGGUAUCGAAUGGAAGGGCAAUUACAAUCAACUAUUCAAGUGGAAGCCCGACUUUGAACAAGAAGCCAAGGACGGAACUCUUGGUAGCACCGCCGCACGAAUCGUUAUGGAGCGUCUACGGCCUGCGUAUUGGUUCAGUGCGCACAUGCACGCCAAGUUUUCCGCGAUCUGGGAGCAUGCAGAUACGCGCAACGGGCCGAAUCAUACGAUCAACGAAGCAUCCGAUGCUAGCAUGAAGAACGGCGAAAUUGAGCUUGACUUGGAAGACGAUGGGCCAGCGCCAGCACCAAAGAACGAUGCUGAGAUCGAUCUGGACAUGGACGACGAGGAUGCAACGCCAUUGCCGGUCCAGGCGUCAUCAGGAAAUGCGGAGCCAUCGAGUAACCCCGAUGCAUCGGAGAUUCCUGACGACGUACGACAACUCUUACCGGAGUCAUUCGCACGUCCAAAGGCCGAGAUGAUACCAACUUUACCCUUUCCUGAAGAUAUAACGAACCAGACAACCCAGUUCCUAGCGCUCGACAAGUGCUUACCAAAAAGAAGCUUUCUCCAGCUCCUCAGCAUUAUACCACACAAUCCCGUGGAGGUGCAUCGCCCGUUGCGAUUGCAAUAUGAUCAAGAGUGGCUAGCCAUUACCCGUGUCUUUGCGAAUGAGCUAGAGGUUGGUGAUCCGUCUGCACAAGUUCCUGCAGACAAGGGGGACGCUGCCUACAGACCGCUCAUUGAGGAGGAAAUGCAGUGGGUUGAAGACAAUGUGAUUGGUCCGGGGAAGAUGACGAUUCCGGAUGACUUUGAACAGACUGCACCAGUAUACCAAGCUGAAUUGGGGAUUCACGUGAAGGACUGGCCAAAAGAGUAUAGCAAUCCACACACACAAAGGUUCUGCGAUUUGCUGCAGAUCCCGAAUGCAUUCCAUUCGUCAGAGGAAGAGCGGAGUCAAUUGAUGCAAGCUGGUCCUAGAUCGGAGCAACAGCGCUCCAAUCGAGGGGAAGGUGGACACAGAGGCGGGGGCAGAGGUCGCGGAGCCGGUCGUGGAUGGGGUCGUGGCAGGGGCAGAGGCGGAGGUGGAGGUGGAGGGCAGCAAGGCAUGGGGCGAGGUGGACGUGGCCGUGGCCGUGGACGUGGCCGUGGCCGUGGACGAUGA
Molecule: messenger RNA, 1713 nt
Organism: Plenodomus lingam JN3
Lineage: Eukaryota; Fungi; Ascomycota; Dothideomycetes; Pleosporales; Leptosphaeriaceae
Biological process (GO): mRNA splicing, via spliceosome
Cellular component (GO): nucleus
Molecular function (GO): RNA lariat debranching enzyme activity
Source: RefSeq, a predicted model, not a curated record